AUGAAGGCCUUUGGAUCUCAAAGAGUAAUUCUGGGAUCGAAAGUGGUUCCGGCAAUAAUUAUCACUGGGGAUGGGGUUGUCAAGGAGGUUUUCGAAGGGGUUAGUGAUGUGAGGGCUCAAAUUGCGAGAAAAUACCCGGGAAUCGUGAUUGAGGACUUUGGAGAGAAAAUUCUAAUGCCUGGACUAGUGGAUUCCCAUGUGCAUUGCGAUGAACCUGGAAGGGCUCAUUGGGAGUGCUUUUGGACGGCAACUCAAGCUGCUGCUGCAGGAGGAAUCACCACUAUCAUUGAUAUGCCUUUGAAUAGCAUACCUCCAACAACUACUGUAAAGAACUUUGAAGAAAAAUUGACGUUUGCUAGGAAUAAAAUUUUCGUUGAUGCUGGAUUUUGGGGAGGAGUGGUUCCAGGAAAUGCAAAAGAGUUGAAAGCAAUGUUGAAAGCUGGAGUGCUUGGCUUUAAAUGCUUCUUGAUUCCGAGUGGCACUCCGGAAUUUCGAUAUGUGUCCAUCGAGGAUGUCGAAGAAGCUCUCGAAGAAUUGAAAUCAACAAGAUCUGUUCUUCUGUUCCAUGCUGAAUUCGAUGAGACCGUUUCACACGAGGGAUUAGAUCCGAAGCUGUACAGUACAUUCUUGCACUGUCGUCCAUCCUCAAUGGAGACCAGAGCAAUCACUAAAGUUGCAGAGCUCUGCAAGAAGUCACAGGUUCGAUGUCACAUCGUUCAUUUGUCAGCUUGUGAAGCUCUAAAACUUGUUGCUGACGCGAAAAAAAAUGGGGCUCCUCUCACUGCGGAAACAUGCCAUCACUACCUGACAUUUGCAGCUGAGGAAAUACCUGACUCUGCAACUCUGUACAAAUGUUGUCCACCAAUUCGUAAUCGUGAAAAUCGAGAAAAACUCUGGGAAGCUCUGAAGAACGGCACUCUGGACAUGAUUAAUUCCGAUCAUUCUCCCUGUACCGUGGACCUAAAAACACCAGACUUCCUUGAGGCGUGGGGCGGGAUCUCUUCUCUACAAUUUGGACUCCCGGUUGCCUGGACCGAAGCUAAGAAGAGAGGAAUUACGCUGCCAGCGCUGGUCAAGUGGAUGUCAACGAAUCCAGCGAAAUUAGCUGGAUUGGAGAAGAGGAAGGGUGCCAUCGCUCCUGGAAUGGAUGCUGAUUUCGUUGUUUGGGAUCCAGAGGCAAUGAUUACGGUGAAGACGACCGAUAUCCUUUACAAGAACAAAAUCAGCCCUUACGAAAAUCGAGAGCUAUUCGGAAAAGUUCAUGCUACGAUUCUAGCAGGAGAAUUCAUCUUCAAAGAUCAAAAGGUUGUAGAAAAACCCCAGGGUAAAUUACUCCUCAAUGAGAACUAAAAUUAAAAGUACAACCCGACUUUUAUUGUACAUACGCUUGCAAUCAUGAACGAGUCGAUCAUUCAUUGACCCCAUCGAUGGCAAAGAAAAUACUGUCUAGACAAAAAAAAAUGGAAGAUAUUAAAGAUCUGAUGGAUUAAUGUGAGAGCUGGCACGAGGAGCCAGUGGGUAAGUUCAUUGACUCACAUGCAAAAGCUUUCGAGCUUAAAUCCCAACCGGGGAGAAUGGUGCGAUCUAAGCAUUUAAAGUCGAGGAAAAAAAUUAUGAGAGUACAAAGAAAUCUGUCGUCAUAAUGAUGGAACAUUUCAAUUACUGUUCAAAAAAACAAAGAUAUCAAUUUGAUUUUUACAAAAAAUGUUGCAAAAUCCCAGGGUUCAAAGUCGUUUCCAGAGGAAUAAAAUAAAUACUGUGACCUUGCAAUUACGAUGACUCAUGCUCUGUCGCGUAAACAACUCAAUGACGUCAUAAACGGAGUAAAAUCGGCGAUUGAGAACCGUUGGAAGGUAAAAUUUCAUAUUUCUUGUUUACUGGUAAAAACUCAUGUCUUUGAAAAUGUCUACUGGAUGAUAAUAAAUCAUGGAAUAAUUUUUUUUUAUAGAAAUAAAAUUAACAUUUUUUGUUCUCAAA
Molecule: messenger RNA, 1977 nt
Organism: Diachasmimorpha longicaudata
Lineage: Eukaryota; Metazoa; Arthropoda; Insecta; Hymenoptera; Braconidae
Product: probable allantoinase 1
Exons: 8
Coding region: 1-1350 (449 amino acids)
Biological process (GO): purine nucleobase catabolic process; allantoin catabolic process
Cellular component (GO): cytoplasm
Molecular function (GO): zinc ion binding; allantoinase activity; cobalt ion binding
Source: RefSeq, a predicted model, not a curated record